AUGCCGGCUGGCGACACUGACCCGCUGGUGGCAGGCUGGCCGCUCCGCCUGCCCGAGGCUGUCCUGCUGAUGUGGGUCCUCUUGUCUCCAGACCGUGGCCGCUGGGCCGUCUGGCUGGUGCCCGUGGGAGCAUGCCUCUCUGGGACUCUCCUCCCUGGGCAGAAAGCAGGCUACAGACGGAUGAAGAAAAUGAUGCUGGAGUCUCAUCCUUGGAAACCAGCACACUGCUGGCCGCCACCGUGCUGGGCCGAGGGUCCCCAUGCUGUCACUUUUAAGGCAGGAGCCCUGGAGGUGGCUACUUGCAUGUUUAAGGCCCCGGAUGCCACCAACUUCACUAAGAUGCAGAACAUGAACUUUGAGAGUGGCAUGGCAGAGAACUGGGGAAUGGGGAACCGGAGUCCUGCCGCCUCCUGGGCCCUUCUCCUGGCCACACUGGGCUCCUCGGCUGGCUUGCCUGUAGGGGUUGAGCCCAGCUGUACUGCCCAGCACCUGGCUAGAUACAGCAUCACCUUCACGGGGCAAUGGAGCCAGGUGGCCUUUCCCAAGCAGUACCCCCUCUUCCGUCCCCCUGCACAGUGGUCCUCACUGCUGGGGGCCACGCAUAGCUCCGACUACAGCAUGUGGAAGAAGGAUGAAUAUGUCAGUAAUGGGCUGCGAGAAUUCGCCGAGAGCGGCGAGGCCUGGGCCUUGAUGCAGGAGAUCGAGGCGGCAGGCGAGAAGAUCCAGAGCGUGCACGGGGUCUUCUCGGCCCCGGCCGUCCCCACUGGCACGGGGCAGACCUCCACAGAGUUGGAGGCACACUCCAGACACUCUCUGGUCUCCUUUGUGGUGCGCAUCGUGCCCAGCCCCGACUGGUUUGUGGGCGUGGACAGUCUGGACCUGUGUGCCGGUGGCCACUGGAAGGACCAAGUCUCCGUGGACCUGUUUCCCUACGAUGCCGGCACAGACAGUGGCUUCACUUUCUCCUCUCCCAACUAUGCCACCAUCCCACAGGGGACGGUGACUGAGAUUACGUCCUCCUCCCCAAGUCACCCGGCAAAUUCCUUCUACUACCCUCGACUAAAGUCCCUGCCCCCGAUCGCCAGAGUGAACUUUGUGAGGCUCCGACACAACCCUAGGGCCUUUGUGCCGCCCACCCCGGGCCUGGCCCUGACCGGCAGGGACAACGAGAUCCUGGAUACCCUCUCAGCCCCAGAAACGCCGCUGGAUUGCGAGGUGUCGCUGUGGUCGUCAUGGGGGCUGUGCGCAGGGAGCUGUGGGAAGCUGGGAGCCAAGAGCAGAACUCGCUAUGUCCGCAUGCAGCCCGCCAACAACGGGACCCCCUGUCCCGAGCUGGAGGAGGAGGACGAGUGCACCCCAGACAACUGUGUCUAA
Molecule: messenger RNA, 1374 nt
Organism: Chrysochloris asiatica (Cape golden mole)
Lineage: Eukaryota; Metazoa; Chordata; Mammalia; Afrosoricida; Chrysochloridae
Product: spondin-2-like
Exons: 8
Coding region: 1-1374 (457 amino acids)
Biological process (GO): cell adhesion
Cellular component (GO): extracellular matrix
Source: RefSeq, a predicted model, not a curated record